Messenger RNA from Oldenlandia corymbosa var. corymbosa, 2194 nucleotides. The record is from the annotation of a GenBank genome assembly. Lineage: Eukaryota; Viridiplantae; Streptophyta; Magnoliopsida; Gentianales; Rubiaceae.
AAACGCUCCAUUUUACCACCUCUUCCUAAUUACAUGUCUUUAACUCCUACCAAAACAGAAAGAAUACAAAUACACCACAAAAACAAAAAAAGGUGAAAAAAAAAAAAGAAAAUCCAGUUUUCACCAUCGCACGUGGGACCCAUUCCUACACACACUCUGCAGCGGUUAUGGAUUUGCUGUCUGUAUUCAUCUCCGCUGUCAGUCACACACACACACACACACAGAGAAGACAUGACCAUUAUGAUCUCGACCCAUCACCUCCAUUUUCCCUCUCAAAUCUAUCCCACCAUUUUUUAUUUUUUUCACUGCAUUUUCUUGGCCUUUUUCCCCUCAUUUUUAAAAGUAUAAAUUCCAAUUUUUUCACCACCAUUAAUGAUUUAAUUACUAACCCCCCCCUUCAGUUCCCCUUCAUAUAGAAAUAUCUUCCUCCCAUUUCAUUUCCUCCCUCCUCAAACCAUUCCUUCCCCCAAUCUCUCUUCCUUCUCUCUCUCUCUCUCUCUCUUAAAAAGAAGGGCAAAAAAAAAAAUUUAGAAAAAAAACCCAGCAAAAAAAAUGAGGGAAAUCUUGCACAUUCAGGGAGGGCAAUGCGGUAACCAAAUCGGUUCCAAAUUUUGGGAAGUUAUCUGCGACGAGCACGGCGUUGACCCCACCGGACGUUACAAGGGUGAUGGUUCCAAUGACCUUCAACUGGAACGCAUCAAUGUGUAUUUCAACGAGGCUUCCGGCGGCCGGUAUGUUCCUCGGGCCGUUCUCAUGGAUCUUGAGCCCGGUACCAUGGACAGCAUCAGAUCGGGUCCUUAUGGUCAGAUCUUCAGGCCCGAUAACUUUGUCUUCGGACAGUCCGGUGCCGGUAACAACUGGGCUAAGGGACAUUACACCGAGGGUGCUGAAUUGAUUGAUGCUGUUCUUGACGUUGUUCGUAAAGAAGCCGAAAACUGUGAUUGCUUGCAAGGAUUUCAAGUGUGUCACUCUCUUGGUGGAGGUACUGGAUCUGGCAUGGGAACCCUUUUGAUCUCAAAGAUCAGGGAGGAAUACCCAGACAGAAUGAUGCUCACUUUCUCAGUGUUCCCUUCACCAAAGGUUUCUGACACUGUUGUGGAACCCUAUAAUGCCACCCUCUCAGUUCACCAGCUGGUGGAGAAUGCUGAUGAAUGUAUGGUCCUUGACAAUGAAGCUCUAUAUGAUAUUUGUUUCAGGACUCUCAAGCUCAGCACUCCUAGCUUUGGUGACUUGAAUCAUUUGAUUUCUGCAACAAUGAGUGGUGUUACCUGCUGUUUGAGAUUCCCAGGACAGCUCAACUCGGACUUGAGGAAGCUGGCUGUGAACUUGAUACCAUUCCCUCGUCUUCACUUCUUCAUGGUGGGAUUUGCACCGCUUACCUCCCGCGGUUCACAGCAGUACAUAUCUCUCACUGUCCCUGAGCUUACACAACAAAUGUGGGAUGCGAAGAACAUGAUGUGUGCUGCUGAUCCUCGCCAUGGGCGUUACCUGACUGCCUCUGCUAUGUUCAGAGGGAAGAUGAGCACCAAAGAGGUGGAUGAGCAGAUGAUCAACGUUCAGAACAAGAACUCUUCAUACUUUGUGGAAUGGAUCCCUAACAAUGUCAAGUCUAGUGUGUGUGAUAUUCCUCCUACUGGACUUAAGAUGGCUUCCACUUUUGUUGGGAAUUCCACAUCAAUUCAAGAGAUGUUUAGGAGAGUGAGUGAGCAGUUUACUGCCAUGUACCGGCGCAAGGCUUUCUUGCAUUGGUAUACAGGGGAAGGGAUGGAUGAAAUGGAGUUUACUGAAGCUGAGAGCAACAUGAAUGAUUUGGUGGCAGAGUAUCAACAAUACCAGGAUGCUACUGCUGAGGAUGAGGAUGAUUAUGAACAGGAUGGAGAGCCGGAGGCAUAUGAAUGAACGAUGAGAUGAGCACCUUUUUGAAAGUCCCAAAUGAUAUAUAUACUCUCUAAAUGCAGCAUCUUAUUUUGAAGUAUUGUUACUGUGAAGUGGAUGAUGAUAUUUGUUUCUUUCUGCUCCUCAUUUGUUGUUCAGUUUCCAUGCAACUUUGCAGCUUGUGCUUGUAUCAUUAUUACUCUCUAUUACUAUUAGUUUCUAUUGUUUGAUUCAAGAGCGCUCUUUUAAUUUUCUUUUAUUCGGUUGCAUAUAUCACUAAUUCUUGCAGAGUAUAUUUCUGGAUGUGUGGCCAAAUGCC